CAUGUCUGCUGCUACAGCAUCCUUCUAACCACAGUGCUGCGUGAAGACUUUCCUGGUCAUAUAAGAAAAUAACGGAAUUGACACUUUUGCCGCCGCUGACGGCUAAACGAAGCCAGACGACAACAAGAAACGCACGAGACAUCACAGACAGCGGGAAGCCUGCCUCAUUGUGCUGAAAGCAGAAUGCUCAGUGCCUGGAGACCUGAGGUUGGAAGAGGUUGGCUAAAGAAGUUUUCAGGCAGCAGUAUGACAGGGUCAGUCUAAGCAGAAAAGGAAGAAACUGCGCUGUAGAGGUGUUCUUAAGCAAGACAUUUAACCCUCACACUUCUCCGGCGCAGCUGCAAAACCCAACAGUUGAAGGCUGUGGUUGCAGAAAAUACAAUGGAAAGAAACAGUAAAGGCUGAGAUUGACUGAAGCUCUACCAUGCCUGUGGCCUCCACCAGGACAGAGCCUGUGCCCCAGAUGUUGGACGCAAUGAGCGACAGCACCAAUAGCUCCACCACGGCCAAUGACCUGGACCUCAUCUACCUCAAAGGCAUCAUGGAGAGCCCUCUGGAGCAAGAGGAAAGCCUGAAGGAGCCACGUCUGUCGGCGGUGAGGGAGAACAACGUUGAGCUCUUGCAGGAGAUCCUCAGAGACCUCGACCCCUUCACACAACGCUCCGACACUGCAGCUGAGCUCUCCCGCAUACUCGUACAGCCUCACUUCCAGUCUCUACUGGAGACUCAUGAUUCAGUGGCGUCCCAAGUGUGUGAAAGCCCACCCCCUAGCCCAUGUGACUUUGUGGAUAAUGAUCUGGAGGAUGGCCACACACACACGUUGCACCCGCCACCUGAUGCGAUCCGCAUGGUGGGCAUACGCAAAGUGGCAGGGGAGCAUCUGGGUGUGACAUUCAAGGUGGAGGGUGGUGAGCUGGUGAUAGCCCGCAUCCUCCAUGGAGGGAUGAUAGAUCAGCAAGGACUGCUGCAUGUCGGAGAUAUCAUCAAAGAGGUGAAUGGACGAGAGGUGGGCCAGGACCCCAGGGUGUUGCAGGAGGAGCUGCAAGCCACCAGUGGAAGUGUGGUAUUGAAGAUAUUGCCCAGCUACCAUGAAGCAAUACCACCCAGACAGGUGUUCUUUAAGUGUCACUAUGACUACGAUCCGGCCAAUGACAACUUGAUCCCCUGUAAGGAAGCGGGGUUAAGGUUUGAGACAGGGGACAUCCUGCAGAUAGUCAACCAGGAUGACGUCAACUGGUGGCAGGCACGUCAUGUGGAGGGUGGAAGUGCGGGGCUGAUACCCAGUCAAAUGCUGGAGGAGAAGAGGAAAGCGUUUGUCAAGAGAGAUGUGGAACUGGCACCUGCAGGAAAUCUGUGUACUGGUAUUGGAGGGAAGAAGAAGAAAAAGAUGAUGUAUGUGACCACUAAAAAUGCAGAGUUUGACAGACAUGAGAUAUUGCUCUACGAGGAGGUGGCCAAGGUCCCACCUUUCAAGAGAAAAACUCUGAUUUUGAUUGGUGCCCAGGGUGUGGGGAGACGGAGACUGAAGAACAAUCUUCUUCUGAGGGAUCCACAACUCUUUGGCACCACCAUUCCAUACACCUCCAGAAAGCCCAAAAAGGGGGAGCACGAGAGUCGGAUGUACGCCUUCACCAGCCGCAGCAAGAUGGAGACUGACAUAAAGAACGGGCGCUAUCUUGAACAUGGAGAGUACGACGGCAGCCUGUAUGGAAUCAAGAUUGACUCCAUACAUGAGGUGGUGGAGGCAGGACGUGUCUGCAUACUGGAUGCCAACCCUCAGUCUCUCAAAGUGCUGAGGACCUCCGAGUUCUUGCCGUAUGUGGUGUUCCUUCAAUCUCCAGACUUCGAGGUCCUCAAGGCGAUGAAUCACUCAGCUGUAGAGGCAGAGGUGGUUAAUAAGACACUUACGGAUGAAGAGCUACAGAGGACAUGCAACGAGAGUGCUAAAAUCCAGGCGGCCUACGGUCAGUAUUUUGACCUCAGCAUCAUCAACGACAACCUGGAUGAGACCUACCGCACUGUCAAAGCCGCCCUGGAAACAGUUUCUAAAAACCCCCAGUGGGUCCCUGUCACCUGGGUUUUCUAGAAAGAGGCUGUCGAGAGCAGAGGAGGGAGGGAACGUAAGGAACAAGAAAGACGCAUUGAAAAUAUACCACUGUGUAAAUAAUGGAUAUUCUUAUUUCAAUUUUCAUAAGUUUCCACAGUGAUUAAAUCUGCCUUUAGCAGUAGCUUAGCAUCAGAACAAAACUGUUCUUGCUAUAAAGUAACAGUGUUGCAGGAUAACAUACAGAAUAUUUUCUUGUCUCAUCCAUUAUUUAAACAGGGUUCUAUUUUUCAGUGUAGAAAGUACAGGGAGGAUGGAAUAGAACAAAAACACUAAUGAAGUCCUGAAUGUCAGAAAUUCAGAUUUUACUUGGACACAUCAAGUGUGUGUGUGUGUGUGUUUAUGAGUGUAUGUGUGUCCCUGUUUGUGGCUGGACUUUGGAGUGAAUACUUUUGUAUGUUUCUAAAUGAGUUGUGCCAUUACUGUUGAUCAUCAGCAGACAUUGUCAUUGUUUACAUUUCAUGAGACAGAUCAGCACCCUUAAUCUGCAAGCUAUGGGGGGUAGUAACAUUUACUAGCAAAACCUGAGGCAAGGGCUGUAACUAAAGAUUCUUUUCAAUCAACAUUGAUCUACUGAUUAUUAUUCCAUUUAACUGACCAAAUCUUAAACCUAUUAAAUGUGUCAAAUAAUGACAAACACCCAUCAUAAGAACCCAAACAGAUGUCAAAAUUGUCUAUUUGUUGGUCUGACAGUCCACAAACCCCAAAAGUAUUCAAUUUUUAUAAUAUGAAAUAAAAAAGGCAAGCCAUUUGACACAAUACAUUUUUGAACAUUUGAUACAUGUACACAUGCAACACUGUGCAUGUGAGCAAAUUAUGUAUAAAGCAGAUUAUCUGCAACACAAUCAUGCAGAAGCCACAGGAAUGUAAAAUUAGGUCUUAUUGGAGAAGGUUAUACUUGACAAAUUAAGUGUGAGCGAGUGGCGAGUGACAAGCAAACCUCACAGUUCAUCCACUCUCUGUCAGUGUUGCAAGCGUUGGUUGCCUUUCUUGUUUUUUAUUUAUUGUAGUGACACACACAGACACUCCAAGAACACAAAAAACUUAUAGAGGUGAUAAAAAGACAAAAGCACAACAAUAUGCACAUUAAUAUUAAUAAUAAUAGUAGUAAGAGGAAGAAAAAGCCACAUCUGGAACGAUCUGCGGGGUCUAAUUGGUUGUAUGCAAGUACUGUGAUCACAUCUAACAACCAGGUCACAGUGGAGGACUUGUUAAAAUCUGUAUCAUUAUAACCAAGUCUGUGUGAGAGUUGUUCCCAAAUGUAGUGUCAGCUUUUCACAUGAUACUUGGUUCUCUAGGUCUAUCUCAUAGUGUCUUUUUUGCCAUUGUUAGCUAGCUAACUAGCCAAUAAGCAACUGACAAUUUCUUGCUAGCGACCUAGUUAAUAAGAACUGAAAAUUAAUGAUAACAAUUUAAUUAUAUUCAACUACUGGCAGCAACUACUACAGCUACAUAUUGCAGCUAAUCCGCAAAUCACAUAUGUAUUGACAUUGAUGAUAGUGAUGAUUAGCUGACUCAGGCUAGGCUAUAGCCAAACAAUCCCUUACACCAGUGGUUUACAACCUGUACAUAUUUCUCCUAGUUGUUGCUUUUUCCUUGUGACUUAUUUGUUAAUUGUACUACUUUAAAAAAAAAAAAAUUUAUAUAAAACAAUGACACAGCUGGUAGACAAAUGCAGACAGUGAUGAGGGGUCAUUGCAUUGUUUUAAAUGGUCAUAAGCCAAAAACAUUUGCUUUCACUUUGGGCUGUCGCCAACCACAUAAUGGUUUAAAAGUUUGUGAAACAUAAAUUAGCAUCUCAAAGCUUUUAUUUAAGUAACAUAGAUUCCACAUGGCAUUUGCCUUCCACCAGUAUCCUUGUUCUUUUAUUGGUACUGGAGAAGUCAGCCAUGAAGCAAUCAAACAACAAUGUGCUGAAACAAAACUACCGCCAGGUGUGAAACUGUAGAUUCUGAGGUUAUGUAGCAACACGCAAGCUUAGAAUAUCUAAACGUGAAAUCAGUCAGAUACAUCAGUUGAAAAAAGAUCAGUUUAUACUCAUGAACACAGCCAGUUUUACCCAAGUUCUGAGGACCCUCAGCAUAGUUAAUAGAGGUGGCAUUACAUUACAUAGUUGAAACCCCUCAACAUUAAAACACACAUACACAGAAAACUUUGUACAGAAGCUCUAUUUUAUUACAACAUUGUAUUUCAUAAGAUUGAGUAAUUCUGUUCACACAUUGUCAUUAUUAAUUUGCACUUUUUAUUUUGUAGUAUUUAUAAUUUCACCUCUUUGUUGUAUUUAUUAACUCAAUUGUAAACAGUUUGUAGAUAGCAUGUAGAUACACAGUGAUAUAUAGAUACUGAUAUAGUAGGUAUGAGAUUCUUGCCUAGUAUUUACAGUAUGUGACACUUCAGUGAUAACUUUGAGAAUGUCAUCAGUAAAGACAUGUACAUGGUACCUUAUGAGUGAACAACACAGCAAUAAUUGAGAGGGAAACAAGAUAACACAAGAGCACUUAGACAGGAAUAAAGUGCUAGAAACAGACUAAAAUGAAGCAAAUAAAAGUGUGAAAGUACAAAGCAAAUUAAAAUUUUAACAAAUUUGCUUUUAUUAAAUGUUGUGUUGUGCACUCUUAGGCCACCGUACAUGUAACACUGUCCAUGGUGCCAACUGCAGAAAGCUCCUUGAGCAGCUUGUUUGUACUCUUUUAUUGUGGCAGCUACUGAAUACUUUUGAUGCAGAAUAAAUUGUUUAGUGAUUAAUGUAAAAAAAAAAAGUGGCUUGAAAACAACAGAUAAUUGUCUGGCAGCUAUAUCUGGAUCUCUGUUACCUGGAGUGUUUGGUAUUGAGAUAUGCCGCGUUUGGACAUUCCAAAACCUCACUUUGUCCUUUUUCUAUGAAAUCUCAUGAAUGCAAUAAAACCAUUUUAGUCACUGUAUCUUUACAUAAUCACAGUAACAUGUAAGUUGGCUUUAGCAGUUUUUAUUCACUUCCUUAAAAAACAUGGCACAUUGACAAUUUGCUUUUGGAAUAAACAGCUUGGAACCUGGUCAUUUAGACAUAGAAUAUGAAGCCAACAGCGUAACAUCAUGUGUAUACUGUAUAUGCACUAAAUAUGUACCACUGAAGGGUUUCAUUUCAAAAUGCUGGGGUGAAAAACUGUUACUUUAAAGAGGUACUCUGGUAAUUUAGUACAGCUUGUCAUAAUGUUUAGUGACUCAGAAGAUACUUUAAGAAGUAUGGUCAAAAUUGAAGAAGCAGAGGCUGAGAUAUCCUGAUUUUAGGAGCUAGUAUGCUACAAAAACACUACAUCCUACAUUUCCCAUAAUGCAAGUCAGUAGCAUCUCUUCAUUAAACACUUCCAUGCCUCCUAAAUGCUGUGUUUCAAACUCAACAUCCUCAGUUUUUAAUGUAGGUUUUCUGUUUUAAAUCUUGUCUCCAAGCCUGAUGAUGUCACUAUGACAUCAUCAGACUUAAGAAAGAUCCUCUCAGAGCAAAAUUUUUAAAAAAAAGCAUUAUGUAACUAUUUUCACAGACUGAGUAGUACUCCCCAUGACAAGUACGUAUUGAGGUGUAACAUUUGUGGCUUCCUUAGCUUAGUCCUAUCACUGUAAAUGGACUCAGUUUCAAAUGUCUAAUUGGAAUGCAAUUCUGUAAUCAACAGUAAAAAGUUUUACCUUGCAACUUUUUUCUCAUCUCUGGUCUGUUGGGAGGUUGACCGAAAUCCCCAGAAAGCUCUCGUGUACAAUGACGAGUAUUGUUUUUAACUGGUUGUGCAGAAAGACAUGGCACUUGUGCUCUACACACAGUAUUAGUAGCCUCUCUUCAAAGCAAAUUUUUAUUGUCAAACUGUUGGUUGCAGAAUCAGACAUUGUUGAUGCUUCUG
This is a messenger RNA of Thunnus maccoyii (southern bluefin tuna), 5973 nucleotides long. It is a transcript of the gene mpp2a, whose product is annotated as membrane palmitoylated protein 2a. The coding region runs from base 425 to 2086 and encodes 553 amino acids. The record is from RefSeq and is a predicted model, not a curated record. Lineage: Eukaryota; Metazoa; Chordata; Actinopteri; Scombriformes; Scombridae. Gene Ontology annotation, cellular component: plasma membrane; cell-cell junction. The transcript has 16 exons. Gene Ontology annotation, molecular function: protein binding.